ACUAGGAGUGGUUUAUACCUCACCUCUGGACUAAACACGGCUAACUAAUGUAAACGCUGCUAUACUGCUUUGCAAUAACUACUUUGACGUACUUUUUACUCGAAUUCACAGAUGCUAUAGCUACGAGAUUGUUGUGCCAGUGUAAGGAAACGAAGAGGAACGAAUAUUGUGCCGUAGGUCUGGAAGCGUUUGUUUGGAUCAAAUCUACAUAAAAGGGAUACGGAUAGCGUGGAUUCUGUUAUUUUGGCAUGCGCUGAGUUGCUGAAACGUUGAGACUCCUGUUACUGCCAUGCUGCUGUCCCUCCUGCUGUCGUCUCUCCUGGCCGCACACACACUGGCCGAGCUGACCCUGGUCAUCCCGGAGCUGCCGGUGGUGGCCAUGUUCGGGCGUGACGCGGUGCUCAACUGCUCGUUCGAGGGCGAGCGCGCCUCGUCCAACCUGAGCGAGCUGAGCGUCUUCUGGCAGCUGACCGACACCAAGCGGGCCGUCCACUCCUUCACGGCCGGCGAAGACCAGCUGGCCGACCAGAGCCCGACGUACGCCAACCGGACCGGGCUGUUCGGCCGCGAGGCGCUAGCGUCCGGCAACGCCUCUCUGCUGCUGCGCAAGGUGCGCGUGGACGACGAGGGCAGCUACACCUGCUUUGUGCGCGUGCAGGAGUACGCAUCCGCCGCCAUGCUGCUGCAGGUCGCAGCCCCCUACUCCAAGCCGGUGGUGACGUUGUCGCCGGACACUGGGCUGCGUCCAGGGGACGAGGUGGCUCUGACGUGCGUGGCUUAUAACGGCUACCCGGAGGCCGAGGUGGUGUGGCAGGACGGCGCCGGACGCAACCUGACCGACAACGUGACCGUGUCACAGGUGGCCAACGACAAGGGCCUGUUCAGCGUGCGCAGUGUCGUCACGGUAACACUGGAGCCCGACAGCACCUACUACUGCCGCCUCACCAACACACUGCUAGGAGACGAGGGACACGCCUCCGUCAGCAUCACCGAGGAAGAAGCCAGAGAGUUGGAGGAGGAGUCUAAAGCAGCGUUGAGGGAGGUGAAGCCAGCCCCUCAGGCGGAGGAAGGACAGACUCCGGUGCUGGAGCUUUCGGACCGAGAUGGACUGACGGAGACGCAGUGAGAGA
Molecule: messenger RNA, 1130 nt
Organism: Sardina pilchardus (European sardine)
Lineage: Eukaryota; Metazoa; Chordata; Actinopteri; Clupeiformes; Clupeidae
Gene: cd276
Product: CD276 molecule
Biological process (GO): regulation of cytokine production; T cell receptor signaling pathway
Cellular component (GO): external side of plasma membrane
Molecular function (GO): signaling receptor binding
Source: RefSeq, a predicted model, not a curated record